This is a messenger RNA of Chaetomium fimeti, 1342 nucleotides long. RefSeq lists its product as uncharacterized. The transcript has a single exon. Lineage: Eukaryota; Fungi; Ascomycota; Sordariomycetes; Sordariales; Chaetomiaceae. The record is from RefSeq and is a predicted model, not a curated record. Bases 70 to 1086 code for a protein of 338 amino acids.
CAGAUAUUUGCCCCAUCCGGCCUCGACCAUCCAAAAUAACCCCAAUGGUCUAGAUUCUUACCGUCCAAGAUGCCCCUCCCAUCCGAUAACCAACCUCCCACCAAGAAUAUCCUCAUCACCGGCGCGGGCGGACUCAUCGGCCCCCUCCUCGCAGCCCGCCUCCUUUCUACGCCGGAAUACCGCCUCCUCCUCACUGACCUCGCCGACCCCAUCAUCCCGCCCAACUCAGCCCACCCCGAACACGCAACUACCCUCAAAGGCGACAUCACCUCCCCCGACUUCAUCACCACCCUCCUCACCCACGAUGCCAUCCAGCCCCUCCACGCAGUCUUCCUCUUCCACGGCAUCAUGUCAGCCGCCAGCGAAGCCAACCCAGCCCUCUCCCUCCAAGUAAACGUCGACUCGAUCCGCGCGCUCACCGCCGCCCUGCAAACCCACCACCGCGGCGUGCGCGUCAUCUACGCCAGCUCGGUCGUCGUGUUCGGCCCGCCCUUCCCGACCCCCGCCCCGGCGACCAAAAUCCCCCCUUCCUGGGCGCCCACGCCCCAGAGCACGUACGGCGCGCACAAGCUCGUCAGCGAGGUGCUGCUGAACGAGGCGCACCGGCGCGGGGGGCUGGACGUCGUCGUCGCCCGCCUGCCCACCGUCUCGGUCCGCCCCGGCAAGCCCACGGGGGCCGCGUCUAGCUUCCUGAGUGGGAUUAUUCGCGAGCCGAUGCAUGGCGCCGAGUGUGUGGUGCCGCUGUGCGAUAGGGGGUUUCGCGCGUUUCUGGCGUCGCCGCGGACGGUGGUGGAGAACUUGGUAAGGGUGCUCGCGUGGGAUAGGGGGGUUCUGCCGGGGCAUGUGCGCCAGGUACUGUUUCCGGGGAUUGCGGUCAGUGUUCAGGAGCUGAGGGAUGCGCUGGCGAAGUAUGGCGGGGAGGAGAGGCUGGGUUUGAUUAAGGAGGUGCAGGACGAGGGGUUGGAGAGGAUCUUGAGGGGGUGGGCGGAGGACUUUGACAUCGCCGAGUCGCUGCGUCUGGGGUUGGUGGUGGACGAGAGCGGGGAUGGGUUGGUGAGGGAGUAUGUGGAGGGGUUGGGGAAGUGAGGGAGCGAGCGGCUUGGGUUUUGGUUCUACACCAUCACGAUGUUGGGCAGUUGGAGUUCCUGGUGGUGGCCGCCGUCAGUCCGCCAACCGGCCACCUAAUGGGCAUUUAGCGAUUGGCAUUGCCCUGUGACAGUUGCUCAAUGUCGUCACAUGCGACAUCGUUCCCUCCCGUCACACGGCACGAUCCGAGCGAGACACAGCAAUCUGCGAACAUAUUACAAUUGCGCCAUGUAAAGAACACGCAAUCUACGUCCUA